CCCUCAUCUACAAUCGCAAGUGCACCACCGCAGACUUAUACCAUCCUCACCUCGCUCUGCAAACAGCCGUCCCCGACCUCCCCCCCCCCGACGAUCGAGCAAGCUCGUGGUGUCGUACCCAAUCGUGCAGCACGCCAUGGACCCAUUCUACGAAAUCAAAAAGAUCCAGCGGGUGCUCCGGCAGGUUCGCAGCAAGGUCAUCAGCAUCAACGGCUCGCAGGAAGAGCUGUCGCGCGCGAGUCAAGUUCCAUCCAAGAGCCACUCCGGCCUGUUCUUCCCGAAACAGAGCCAUACGGUCACAUACAGCCAGCGCGCCCGCCUUGCGCGGAGCAACAGCCGAGCAUCACUGGCUGCAUCGGAGAGGCUGGCGGUUUCGGGCGACUUGCUCAGCGGCAACGGCAGCGGCUCGGGUGAGACGCAGAUUCUGCCAAGCCCUCUCCGUAAAUGCGGCACCAAUUUCCUGGAGACCUUUGGACAAAUCACGCUGACCAUAUGGAAAAUCGACGACCCGGAGCUUGAUUCCAAGUGCCGGCGUCCGCGCGAGUCGCCCCAAGUCCCUUCCCUGGCGAUGCGCGCGGCUUUCGAGCUGGGCAAGUUGGGAGCAAUUGACGUGAACGAAGACGACGAAUAUGACGAAGAAGCGUGGUACAGCACCGUACCGAUGUUUCUGCGGAGAUACGUAUUAUACCAGCACAUCGUGCAGAUAUGCAUCGAGCGACUGACGUUUCCCAAGCUAAUCGAGGGCAUGAUCAAGAUCUGUCACCAGUAUGGAUGCACAUAUCAGAAAAUGUGUCUGAUCGAACACCACAUGCUGAUAUCCCCACCAACAACGCUCGACGACUUUGGCCGACACUACCACCUCUGUUCAAAGCAUCCCCGACUGUUCAUCUCGUGUCUUGUCAAUAUCCUGACUCUCUCCCAGGCGCGCAAGUCCGGCUUUGCCAAGUUUGUCGAGGCUCUGCCACCGCACCUCUCGACUGUUCUGGAGGCACGAGCUAUCGAGAUGUUCAUUUUCGAGCAAGACAGCGACCAUCCCAUCGUUUCCGUGACAUAUCUAUCAAGGACCGAGCACUGGAUUUCGCGGCAGCUGGUCCUUGGAAUGCGGCAGAUGCGAGCAAAGGCUCGCGCACUCUCGGCCCACCCUUUGGCAGCACCAGACCGGCUUGAAUUACACAUGCUGCACCGGAUCGUCGCAUGCGGGCCGGAUCAAGUUCCGGUUCAGCUCAACACCACCACCUGGGUCAAUUUGUAUCUCUACCACAUCCUUCUGGGCCUUCCGGAGUACAAUGACAUAGUGCUUGACUGGGACCAUUGGAUCCGAUCCAAGGCCGAGAGCGGUGCAGUUCAUUCGAUACACCAGGCUGCAUCGGUGCUCGAGUGGACACUAGAGUAUCCCGAAGAAGGCCUGAGAAAGCUGCUGGAUCGGCUAACGCACUGUGGGCUAUGGCGAUUGAAAGAAUGGCUGCUCCAAGGACUGGUCGCUGUCCUUGAGGAAGAUGCCAAAGAUGAGAGCCCCAUCAACCCUGACGCCAGCCCGGAAAGUGGAAAGCGCACCUGUCCACCCUCUGUCGAAUGGGCGAGGCGCCGGCUCAUCGAGUGCCAAAAGUUCAUGGAGGGUGAGCGCAUCAAACCGUGGGACCUGUGCAACAGCAUCGACGACAUCGUGCUCUACCCAGACGACUCAAUCAUCUGCUCAAGCUAUCUCUCGGACGACGACGACCUGGACGAUCGACAGGAAGAGCAUUGGUCCCUUAUUCACACCCCCAGGCGAAAGUCCAUGACCCGGCCCAAUCCGAUUCUCGCGAGCCAGAGUCCUACUCCACGUUUGAGAUCGCCAGGACAGCGGCUACCAAAUCUUGACACACCUCUUGCCCGCCGAUAUCGAUCGCAGGAGCAAUCAAGAGCGUCGUCCACCAGCUCGAAUGACUGGCCUGAUGCCGGUGACCUGGACGACGCCAUCGACAGCGACGACGAUGAUGAUGACGAGCUCGCGAUGCUGCCUGGCCGUCACCCAUCUCCAACAGCGGCUGCCAAGAAAGGCGGUCUCAGACCAGCGUCUCUCAACUCAAGGUGCUGGUUUGGUAAGGCUGGUUAUGUGUCGCCACGAUCUUCGAGCAGCUCCAACGACAGCCAGCCCGCCAGUCGGAAGCGGCCUCGCCGACGAAAGAGCAUCGUAUACCAGAGCAAGCGGCGCCGCAGCACCAUAUGCUCCGAAGGCAGCUUCGAUGGGGAGUCGAGCAUGGACUCGCUGAGCGAGGACGACUGGGACAGCGAUGCAUCUGCCGGCUGGGGUGCCGGUUCAGACAGGCACGGUUCUUGGGAAGACAGCGAUGGCGAAUACGUCGACCCGCUACAGCGGACCGGUGCUACGGAUGAGGGCGUGAUUCUGCAUCACAGAAUGGCCAUGGCCAGCCAUUGUGUCGAGAGGCACGUUGUCAAGGUCACAAGCAUCCGGAUUGCCGCCAAUCAGGAGUACAAUUGCCAGGAUGACAAAUGCGCUCCUCUGUUGAGCCAAGCCUCACGCAGCAGAUCCCUGGCGCUUUCUUUGGACCAGGAUGACAAACUGCAGGCGCCGGCCUCGGCCGAAAGCCGUCAAGAUCCGGGGUAUUUGAGACGCGGCCCCUGCCUGGCCCUUAUCGUGACUGCAGAGCACAGCACUCCCAUUUGCGGCAUCUUCACUGAAAUGUCUGAGCCAACGAUCAGGGUUGUCAUCGUCGGCGCAGGUUAUGCUGGCCUCGGCGUCGCCUCAACACUCUUCAAGAGCGCUGGUCCGCAGGUCUCGAUCACCUUGGUUUCGGAUCGUAACUAUGGCCUGCAUUCCGUUGCCGUGCCCCGGGCUAUGGUCGAUCCUUCGAUCCUGGACCAAAUCUGUUUCCCCCUGACUGAGCCGGGUGUCUUCCGCAAGGGCUGGUAUGGCGGAGGCGCCCGGGGCAAGAUUGUCUUUGGCCGGCUUGCUCGUGUCGAUGAUGGCAAGAUUGCCAUCCACAAACCCACAACCGAGGCCCUGAACGGCAGCGCUGCCGCACAGCAAUGGGAUGCAGCCGAGACCGAGCUCGAAUACGACUUUCUCGUCCUGGCUCUUGGCUCAAACUACGAUUUCCCCUUCAAGAGCACCUACUUUGCCCGCGAGGCGUUCCUCGGGCAGAUUCGCCAGGCCAUCGAGGAUGUCAAGGCUGCAUCGAAGGUCUUGGUUGGCGGUGGUGGCCCCGUUGGCAUCGAAAUUGCGACAGAGAUCAAAGCGGUCUAUCCCGACAAGGCUGUCACCCUAGUCCAUGGACAGAAGGAGCUUAUGGAAACCACUGGAGCGUCCGAGGCCUUCCGCAAGGGUCUACACGACAAGGUCCUGCAGCUUGGUGUCGAGCUCGUCCUUGAUGAGAAGCUUGUCGCCAGCGACGGCUCCAAGAUCUCUUAUGCGACUGGGUCUAAGACAUACCGCACUGCAUCGGGCACGCACCAGUUCAGCGCCGACGUUGCGUUUUCGUGCUUUGGAGCACAGCCAAACACCCAGCCUCUCAAGCAAGGGCAUCUCGCCGAAGCUAUCACCGACCGUAGUCUCAUCAGGGUCAACGACGCUUUCCAGGUGCUUGGCCACGACAACAUCUUUGCGUUGGGCGAUGCUGCCGAUGCAGACACUCUGAAGCUGUCCUUUAUCGCUGGUAAGCAGAGCGACGCUGUCGCCUCCAACCUCCUGGCUGUGAUCAAUGAUCGCCUGGCUUCGACCAAGCGCUUUGUUCCCAAGAACGACCCGAUGCCCAAGCAAAGCGGCUUCAUCGGGCUUGUGGCGAUGGGCAAAGAAAAGGGCAUUGGUGAGGUUGCUGGUAUCGUCGUUGGUGAUUUUAUUGUGCGCAAUCUGAAGGGACGCACCAUGCUGGCCGACAAACUGAAAGGCACCUACGGCCCGCCCAAGUAG
Molecule: messenger RNA, 3910 nt
Organism: Polychytrium aggregatum
Lineage: Eukaryota; Fungi; Chytridiomycota; Chytridiomycetes; Polychytriales
Exons: 7
Coding region: 137-3910 (1257 amino acids)
Cellular component (GO): cytoplasm
Molecular function (GO): flavin adenine dinucleotide binding; electron-transferring-flavoprotein dehydrogenase activity
Source: RefSeq, a predicted model, not a curated record